This is a messenger RNA of Saccharomyces mikatae IFO 1815, 591 nucleotides long. RefSeq lists its product as uncharacterized. The record is from RefSeq and is a predicted model, not a curated record. The transcript has a single exon. Lineage: Eukaryota; Fungi; Ascomycota; Saccharomycetes; Saccharomycetales; Saccharomycetaceae. The coding region runs from base 1 to 591 and encodes 196 amino acids.
AUGCUCUCAUACUAUGAACACAAUAGUGCGUUCCAAACUAACAAUUGCAACUCUGGUGGCAAUGCCGGCGCCACAUAUAACAGCGACGCCAAUAAUGAUAAAAUCGUAAAUAAAAGAAAUAAUGAUCAUUUUGAGUUUGACACGCAUAGUUUGUACCAAAGGACGAAGAGAACAAAGCGAGAUCCUGCAAGCACAAAAUUUCCGGCCAGUUCUGGGGCUGCCAAUACUAACAAUAGUAGCAACAGUAGUAAUAUCACUUGUUCUUCUACUACUACCACAGCUACCACAGCUACUACUAUUACUACCAUUAAUAAUAUUCAAUAUCAGAGAAAUAUCGGGAUACCUCCCCUGAAAUCGGUGGGUAUGCAACACGGCACGAACGGUGGUUUUAUGAACGAAUCCGAGUUGUACUCGGAAACCGAAGAGUAUAUGAUUCAUGGCUACUUCGGCAACAGUAAUCACGAAAUAACAAACACGCGCCUCAAUGGUAAUACCAGUAUCAUACAGCACCAGUAUCAUACCCUGCCUUCUCAAAAUAUAAUUGCAUCACAACUACCCAAUGCCGCCAACGAUUACAUGGAUAUAGACUAA